AAGCUGCAUGUUGGCUCUGCCCGGAAGCUGGUGCAAGAGGCACAGGAGAUUGUCAGCCCAAGCGGUGGCUCCCCGGUCUCUUCGGCAUACAAUAUGGGUCCCGGCAGCGGGAUCCGUAAUAGAGCCCGCGGCAAAGGCAAGUCGGUUGCUCCGCUGGUCAUUCAACUCCGUCGCCAGGCAGCCCAUGGGGAGUUGAGAAUCGAGAGGCCGCGGGUUCGGAGGAAGGAGGCCGAGGAUGAGUCAUUGUACCCGUUCCUCGCACUGCGCAGGGCUGCGAAAGCGGCGGCUGCGGCCAGUGAGGCAGACGUUGUGCCUCCGCGGACACCUGCGGGGACACGGAGGUUGGAGGUCGAGGUCGUCCGGACACUGUCGACUAUCAAUGGACGUCACAAGGCACUGCGGAGGAAGACGCAACACGAGUUUGGCAAGCAAGAGGAGCACCAGUUUGAUGAACAGGCCUGGCGGAGGUACGCCUGCGGUGAGCAUGAGUCGGAACACAAGGAUGGGCGAGAAGGAACGGCAUCGGUGGUACCCGUGCAAGGAUGCAGUGUCAAGGCCAAGGUCUCGGCGUCUGGACCUAGUCGCAGUCGGCGAGGGUGGCGGAAGCUGCUCGGCCUUGUAGAGGACGAUAUCAAGCGAGUCCCGAAGAGCUCUGUGACCAAGUUGAAGGGUGCUCGUGGGAAGCCCAAGUCUGCGUCCAAGGCCAUGCGGUCCGUCACGGGAGCAGAAGUCAAGCACCAGCCGGUAGUUCCUCAAGCCAACGAAGAGUCUGUGUCGCUGGACGUCGCCCCGGCCUUUGCUGUUGGCGAGCUUGAGAAGUGCGUGGCACCGGUGUGUAUAUCACCGGAGCAAUCCGCUACCGCUUCCGUCGUCGAGGCCGAGCCUGUGCAAGUAGGGAUGUCCGUAGAAGGGGAGCCGCGUGAAUGGGGUCUGCGGAUGGAGAACUUUGCCUUUGACUUUGGCUCGUAUCCUGGAAUGCCGGCUGACGUCCUCGCAGCGCUGAACGAGCCUGCCCACGUCUUCGCAGUGGCAGAGGCACAAGAGAUGCCUGCGACGGAAGGACAGACUGCAGAGGCUACGGUUAUGGCCGUCGAUGCCGUGAUACUCUCAUCCGAGCCGGCUCGCGACACGUACAGCGCUUUCGUGGUGGAUAUGGACACUGGCCACACCGAUGCCCCGUCCAGCGUAGAGGAAGCAAUGGAAGACGUGUGCGCCACUGACGACAUGCCGGUCGAGAUGGCAUCUCCGGUUGCACGCUCUACAGACAAAGUAACUAUUAACGAGGACAGCGAUAUGCUGCAUGCAGAGGAACAAGCUGUGGAGGUGGAGAUGGACGGCUUCGACAGCGUAGUAGCUCCGCAGGCACUGCUUGCUCAGAUGAAGAUAUUACCAUACACAAACGAGAUCGCCGCCAACCUUCUGACUAAUGCAGACCUCGCAAGAGUCCCGGUCGAGUUGAUGUCCGCAGCGAUUGAUCUCGUUCAACCCGACGAGGACAUCGAGAUGGGGCGCCAGGAGCAGCCUUUGACGGUGGAGGAAGACAUCGAGAUGGGUAUCCAGCUGGUGUCUGUGGACGCGGUUUUCGGUACAGUCGCGGCAGUGCUGAUCGCAGCAGAAAGUGGGGGCGACAUCAUUCAGCAACACGUCGACGCAGUGCCAGCCCACUUCAGCGCUGUGCAGGAGUUCACUGUCGCUCUUCUCGACAAUGAGGACACCUCCGUGGGAGACAUCACGCUCGUCGGUGGCGCACUCGACGAGGACCACGUCGCGACGUCUGACCCGGAUUGGAACGAGACGUUUGCGGACGACGUUAUUGCAGCUUCGUCGCCGAACAAGGAGAAGCAGAAUGAGCUCCAUACGAUGCCACUCCCGGAGGUCGUGGUGUCUGGGUCGGAUAUCGGCGAGCAGGCUGUCGUCGCUGGACUGGAGCACGUCUUCAGCUUGCAGACACUUUUGGACGAUCCAGCUCCGAUUGCUGGGCCGAUGUUUGACAUGCAAUCGCUAUACUCGACACUCCCUACGAACACCACUGAAGGCGCGGAGAAGACGACGAACACAGGUUCAUUCACUAGGGCGACGAGAAGCGGCAAGGGCUAUGCCGGCGGCAUCAGCAAGGCCAAGAAGACUCUCGCCCAGCCGGCGCGCAAAUCCACGUCCAGUUUCUCUAACACGCUGUUAGACACCGACGUGUUCCGGGCGGUCCGCAACAAGAGUGCGGCAGAGCAGAAGGCGCGCAAGGACACACGCAAGCGAUACAAGAAGAUAUCGCGGAAACUUGCACGACAGGACGUGGAGAGCGCGGAGCCCAAAGGAGGAUGUGGGCGAUUCCUGCUAUCAGCGGUGAAUCCAAAGACCGGACGGCGCGAGAAGAUGACGCCAAUCACCACGGUCAAGGAGAGUACCGACGAUGACCUCGACCUUGACGUGCUGUGUCGCAUGUCUACGAGUCUGUCAUUGACGACGGCGUCCCAUGGGCGCACCGGUACUCAAGAGGUGACGAACUCUGCUGACGACCUGCUGGGUGCAUUUGCAUCUCUUGGGCUCUUGACGGACACUCCUGCGGCAUCGUCGACAGGCGGCUCGGCCCUAGACGAUCUGUGCGACCUCUUCAAUGCGCUAGUCUGA
Postia placenta MAD-698-R-SB12 is the source of this 2625-nucleotide messenger RNA. RefSeq lists its product as hypothetical. Lineage: Eukaryota; Fungi; Basidiomycota; Agaricomycetes; Polyporales; Adustoporiaceae. The transcript has 7 exons. The record is from RefSeq and is a predicted model, not a curated record. The annotation marks the transcript as partial.